AACAAACUCCUGAAACUGAUUCCUUACUCGAUACUAAAACAAAAAUAAUUCUUGAAUCUGCUAAAAAGCGCCUUCUAGAGAACAUAACAUCUGAACAAUAUACUUCACCAAAUGUUAAUUUUAUCGUUCCAGAAAUCAUAGACAAAUCAAACACGUUAUGUAUUUUGAUCAUUUCAAUUACUACAGAUAGUUCAGAAUUGGAAUUAGGUGUCGACGAAUCAUAUGAACUUACAAUUCCCGAAUCGCAAAUUGACAGUGAUCCAAUAACGGCUCAUCUUAAAGCUAAAACCAUAUUUGGUGUCCUUCAUGGCUUAAACACAUUUUCUCAACUUCUCUAUUAUAAAAACUCUAAGUCAUUAUUGCCUUUCGCUCCACACCAAAUCAAUGAUUUUCCUCGAUUUUCUCAUCGAGGUUUGUUAUUGGACACUGCAAGAAAUUAUUUUCCUGUAAAAAACAUUUUGAAGACAUUAGAUAUAAUGAGCUGGAAUAAGUUUAAUGUGUUUCAUUGGCAUAUUGUCGAUGCUACUAGUUGGCCAGUAGUUAGUGAAUCAUUUCCAGAAUUGAGUAAUAAAGGGUCUUAUGAUCCAAAACGUAUGAUUUACACUAAAGAAAGUAUUAAGGAAGUUAUCGAGUAUGCAAAUUUG
This is a messenger RNA of Racocetra fulgida, 644 nucleotides long. NCBI's taxonomy places the organism in Eukaryota, Fungi, Glomeromycota, Glomeromycetes, Diversisporales, Gigasporaceae. The record is from the annotation of a GenBank genome assembly.